AGUCUUUUUAUUCUCUCCAGAAAUCUCUCUCCUGUUCAAGAGGAUUUGUUUGCAUCGCGGGAAGGAUUUGCUCAUCCCCCAUUACACUCUGUCAAGAUUUCAUCAAUUUCGAUUCUUUCCCUUCUUAUUACCCACAAAUUUCAUGAAACUUAUCCGUCAUCUGCUUUCAUUGAUCAUUGAAAAGUCUACACUUGCUUAAAGGGUAGAAUCGCCAACCAGAUCUAGGGUUUUCCUUCUAGCUGAUUUUACUGAUUAUAUCAUAUUAAGGGUCCAAUUGGUUCACUGAGUUUGGGAAAACCCACAAAUUUUCUUUAUCUAAAACCCAGUUUCCAGGUUGAGCGAUAGAGGAAGGCGGGUUGAAGAAUUGUAUCUGAUCUGUUUGUUGGUUGAUCUUAUAGAAUGCCUGUGAAAGGUGCAAGUUCCUCUUUUCGGGAUCGGACGCAGGAGUUUCAGAGCAUAACCGAGAGAUUGAAGAAGUCGUUUUCUUCUCCACAGAAUGGGCCAAGUAGUAGUGGUACGAAAUCGGAUGAUCAACGAGCUGCUCUCUCAAUGCAAUCGGAGUUCAACAAGAAGGCUUCCAAAAUUGGGUUUGGCAUACAUCAGACAUCGCAAAAGCUUUCAAAAUUGGCCAAAUUAGCAAAAAGGACUUCUGUUUUUGAUGACCCAACAAUGGAAAUUCAAGAGCUGACUGCAGUUAUCAAGCAGGAUAUUACUGCAUUAAACUCGGCUGUUGUUGAUCUUCAACUAUACUCUAACUCUCGGAAUGGGAAUGAGAAUGUUUCUAGUGAUACAAGCAGUCAUUCAACUACUGUUGUUGAUGAUCUGAAGAACCGCUUGAUGAGCACAACAAAGGAGUUCAAAGAAGUUCUUACCAUGAGAACAGAGAAUUUGAAGGUUCAUGAAAACAGGAGACAGUUAUUUUCUUCUACAGCUUCUAAGGAUUCUGCAACUUCUUUUGUACGUCAACGGCCAUUAGCAGCUAGAUCUGCAGCUAGUGCCUCUGCGGGUCCUCCUCCACCAUGGGCUAAUGGACCAACAUCUUCAGCAGAGUUGUUUCCUAGAAAACAGGUGGAUGGAGAAUCUCAGCCUUUGCUGCAACAACAUCAACAGCAGCAGCAGCAGCAGAUGGUUCCAUUACAGGACAGUUACAUGCAGAGUAGAGCUGAAGCUCUCCAAAAUGUGGAGUCAACCAUUCAUGAACUCAGCAAUAUUUUCAACCAAUUGGCAACCUUGGUUUCUCAGCAAGGAGAAAUUGCAAUCAGGAUUGAUGAGAACAUGGAUGAUACAAUGGCAAAUGUGGAAGGGGCUCAGGGAGCUUUGCUUAAAUACCUUAACAGCAUAUCAUCUAACAGGUGGUUGAUGAUCAAAGUUUUCUUUGUUCUUAUUUUCUUUCUAAUGAUUUUCCUCUUCUUUGUGGCCUAGAUUAAUAAUGAUAAUAAUAAUAUGUUUUCAAUAGUAUUAUUAAAAACUUCUACUGUGGAUGGAUGAUGGGUAAAUCAUUUUUUUUUUCUUCUUUUCUUUUGACAUUAUCUUAAAUUGGAUUUCAUGUAAUUCUAUAUAGCUGCUACAAGAUUUGUUGCACUUGCCAUAGAGGCAUAUGAGUUGUAUGAACACUAUUGAAUGAUUGAUGAGCAACUUGCUAUUUUCUCUUGUCUCUUUAA
Molecule: messenger RNA, 1661 nt
Organism: Impatiens glandulifera
Lineage: Eukaryota; Viridiplantae; Streptophyta; Magnoliopsida; Ericales; Balsaminaceae
Product: syntaxin-32-like
Exons: 5
Coding region: 400-1422 (340 amino acids)
Biological process (GO): vesicle fusion; endoplasmic reticulum to Golgi vesicle-mediated transport; intracellular protein transport
Cellular component (GO): endomembrane system; Golgi membrane; SNARE complex
Molecular function (GO): SNARE binding; SNAP receptor activity
Source: RefSeq, a predicted model, not a curated record